AUGUUUCUGGGGCGUGAAGACGUGGUACGGCAGGGGGAGGGGAGUGAUCGAUCUCUGGCCCUGCCGGACAUGUCCCCACACCAGUCUGCACCUCUGUCCGAGGCAGUCAUGGAAAAGAUCCCGAUGUCUCGGACGCCUCAUAUGGAGCAGUAUGAUGGGGUGUCGCAUCCACAGAACCAGUCCCUGCUCCCGUACCUGAUCUCGUCACGGUCGCGAGAAGAUACCAUUAUGCGCAACCGCGCGGCGCUGCGUUCCUCGACGCCAACGAAUGAUGGGCGGCCCCACGCGCCUAGUUGGCUGUCCUCGACGCCAGGUGCCUCGACGAGCAGCGGCGGCAGUCAUGCGAUGUACAAAGCCCCCCUUUGGCGCUCCUCCUCGUUGUCUGUCAUGCCUUCCUCCCAGAAAUUCUCACUUCGACCCUCGUCCCAGCAUGAUCCCUACGGGUUUGUGCGUAUGGCUCCGGACGAAAUGGGCAAUCCACGCUACUUUCGCUGGUAUCAACGAGAACGACACGUGCCCAGCAUCCGUUCUAUGCAGCAUCCCUACCUCGCCCGACGGUACGUGCAUCGUCCCAUGGAAUACGCCCAUCGUGCUCAGAUGAUGCCCACGCCCCAGACACCUCCUCGACCCUCGCAAACACCGAUCCAGGCACCGGGUGAAGUUGCCUCCGUUCUCGAGCCAUACCUCUCACCGUCCACACCCAGCACAGAUGUGGAACCUCCCAGCCUCGAUCAUGUCUCCCGCCUCGUACCCUCGGCGCUGCACCACGUCUUUGAGCCGGACAGCACCCGGGACCAGCCGCAUCUCGACAAACUGCGCGUACGAAAGCAGCGGCUGCACAUGGCUUAUACCACGGGUGAUUGGAGCCUGUCAGACGACGUGGCCAUGCUCUGGACAGACUCAAAAAAGCGGAAAGCAUCGAAUCAAGGCCCUUUGAGCAUAGAAGAGAAGAAGGCCAACCACAUUGCGUCAGAACAAAAACGGCGCUCAAAUAUCCGCAAGGGCUACGAUACCUUGGCCAGUAUGCUGCCGGCCGUUACCAAGACAGAGCCCGAGUCAGUACCAGAGGAAGAUGCACGUGCGAAUCUACCCAACGAAGUCUCGAUCCUACUCGAGGCCGUGGAGUACCUACAAGGGCGCUUGCAGCGGCACGAGCAACUCCGACAACGCAAGAAAGACUUGCAGCAUCAGCUCUUCCAACGAUAUGCGGGUAUGUCAUCAUAA
This is a messenger RNA of Malassezia restricta, 1224 nucleotides long. RefSeq names its product helix-loop-helix DNA-binding domain protein. NCBI's taxonomy places the organism in Eukaryota, Fungi, Basidiomycota, Malasseziomycetes, Malasseziales, Malasseziaceae. The transcript has a single exon. Bases 1 to 1224 code for a protein of 407 amino acids. The record is from RefSeq and is a predicted model, not a curated record. Gene Ontology annotation, molecular function: protein dimerization activity; RNA polymerase II cis-regulatory region sequence-specific DNA binding; DNA-binding transcription factor activity, RNA polymerase II-specific. Gene Ontology annotation, biological process: regulation of transcription by RNA polymerase II.